UUCAGGAUGUGUUGAGGGUUGAGACAGGACUGAAGCAGAAGAGACUGAACUUUACUGCAGCUCGAGCUGAAGGAGUGAACCGUGAAAAAAGCAUCAUGGCUGGAAGGUUCUGUGGAGUCCUUGCCCUUCUUGCUGUGUUUCUCAGUGGACUGGAUGCAUCAAGACCAGCUAUAAACCAGGAACUAUCCAAUAUCUUCAAUGAGCUGUGGACUUUGGAUGUGAAUCGCAUGACCCCUGCCACAGACUACACAAUCUCUGUUCAGGGUAGAGCCAAUUAUGUAACCCAGGGAAGCCAUGUUGUGACGGACCGAGCCUCACAGCCUCUCUUCUCCAACGUUAAUGAGAUCAAGCUGCAGAACAUCACAACCUUCACCCGCCUCAUGAAACUCCUGGACAACUAUGAGCGGUCCACAGGCGUGGCUGAGCGAGUCACAACAGAGGAGCAGACUGAGAUGAAUCUCUUCCUCGAUGCCGUCCUAAACACUGAAGUCAUGAAGCGAGCCCAUCGGUACCUGGUGAGCAAAGGACAGUCCAACUCUAACCUGAGGAUCUUUAAAAAUCAGCUUCGCUUGAUCUGGUUCAACCUCUACCACAGAAAGAGAAACUCAGCCCUGGAUUCCUGUGGAUUCGAGCAUGUGUUUGUUGGAGAGACAAAAUCUGGAUCAGAAAUCAUUGGUUUCCACAACUGGGUCCAGUUCUACCUGCAAGAAAAAAGCACGCACUUGGACUACAAAGGAUACAAGGCCAGGGAUCAUGACUUACCCGAUCAUGAUGACCACGUCCUGAACCUCCAGUUCAGCUGGCACGGUCUGGUGAAGCCUGUCGGCAGCGCCUUCAUCGGGACCAGUCCUGAGUUUGAGAUGGCGCUCUUCACCAUCGUCUUCCUCAUGAACACAGAGCGGAGCACCACAGUGCUGGUCAACGUUGACCAGUGUCAGAUGGAGCUGGUGGUCAUCCGACACGGACGCUCCCUCGGGACGGCAUACCCCAAACUGCUGAGCAGCAACAGCAGACAUGUCGGCCAUCACUAAACUGAAGGAGAGGGUCUUCUGUUAUAAAGUGAAGCCCACAUCCUUAUUAUGAGAGCUACAUAAACUACAUGGACAUUUUUGGUUACAUAAUCCAUUACAUCAUAAAAAUUUCAUCUUAUCUGAUUACUUUUGAAUAAUUCUAAAAUCAAACAUUGAAAAUAUGCCACUUUAUAUUAAAAAUGUAAGUUUGACUGAUAUUAUUUUUCUAAACAUAUUAAAACAUUUUACAUUUUCAAUGCAUUUACAGUUGUUUUCAUCCAAUUACUCUAACAGGUGUGUUUUCCACCCCAUGUGGGAUGCACUUUAAUGAGUCAAUAACAUUGAUUAUUGUGAACAAAAGUUUCAUAUUUUUUAAACUGCAAUUUUAUAAAGACUCAAUCAAAAAAUAUAACUAAGUAGUUGAUCGACAGUGCAUCUAUAAUCUGCACAUGUUUUCAUAUACAUCUCAGUUGAUUAAAGUUAGUAAUGUUACUUACAUGAUCAAGAGUCUGUGUUUUGGUUAAAACACCUACUGACCUACUGACUACAGUGCAUGACAUAUAUCUGUAAAUACCUGUCAUUUCUUUGACACACAUUUGUAAACUUUUUAAUGUCAAACAUGUGGUGUGUUUAUAAAAUGUCAUCAGCCAAUAAAAUGCCAUAUAACCCUUUAAA
This is a messenger RNA of Gymnodraco acuticeps, 1685 nucleotides long. RefSeq names its product endonuclease, polyU-specific C (gene endouc). The transcript has 8 exons. Bases 96 to 1031 code for a protein of 311 amino acids. Lineage: Eukaryota; Metazoa; Chordata; Actinopteri; Perciformes; Bathydraconidae. Gene Ontology annotation, molecular function: RNA endonuclease activity. The record is from RefSeq and is a predicted model, not a curated record.